AUGGCAGCCGCGUCGAUGGUGACGCCGUUGGCCAAGUACAAGCUAGUCUUCCUGGGGGACCAGAGCGUCGGGAAGACCAGUAUCAUCACCCGCUUCAUGUAUGACAAAUUCGAUACCACCUACCAGGCCACGAUAGGCAUCGAUUUCCUGUCGAAGACAAUGUACUUGGAAGAUCGAACAGUCAGGCUGCAGCUCUGGGACACUGCAGGUCAGGAAAGGUUCCGCAGCCUCAUACCCAGCUACAUCCGAGACUCGUCGGUGGCCGUGGUGGUUUAUGACGUCACAAACCGCCAGUCCUUUGUGAAUAUCCAGCGAUGGGUGGAGGAGGUUCGAGGGGAGAGGGGCAGCGACGUCAUCAUCGUGGCGGUUGGCAAUAAGACGGAUCUGGUCGAGAAGCGGCAAGUAUCCAUCGAGGAGGGCGACACCAGGGCUAAGGAGCUGGGCAUCCUGUUCAUCGAGACCAGCGCCAAAGCUGGCUUCAACAUCAAGGCCCUCUUCCGCAAGAUCGCCGCUGCCCUGCCGGGGAUGGAGAGCUUGGGCGGUUCCAAGCAGGAGGACCUGGUGGACAUCAACCUUGCACCCUCCUCCGCCGCCAAGGCGGGAGGUGCAGGCGCCGCCUCUGGCUGCGCCUGCUGA
Auxenochlorella protothecoides is the source of this 636-nucleotide messenger RNA. Its product is annotated as Ras-related protein RABH1e. The transcript is spliced from 6 exons. The record is from RefSeq and is a predicted model, not a curated record. Lineage: Eukaryota; Viridiplantae; Chlorophyta; Trebouxiophyceae; Chlorellales; Chlorellaceae. Gene Ontology annotation, molecular function: GTPase activity; GTP binding. The coding region runs from base 1 to 636 and encodes 211 amino acids.